Messenger RNA from Terrapene triunguis (Three-toed box turtle), 983 nucleotides. RefSeq names its product monocyte to macrophage differentiation associated 2 (gene MMD2). Gene Ontology annotation, cellular component: membrane. The record is from RefSeq and is a predicted model, not a curated record. Bases 113 to 832 code for a protein of 239 amino acids. NCBI's taxonomy places the organism in Eukaryota, Metazoa, Chordata, Testudines, Emydidae. The transcript has 6 exons.
GCUGCUCCUGAAUUUCCUCCUCUCCUGCCUGUCUCACUCUGCUUCUUCCUCCCACCUUCCCCCCUCUUCAACACUCCCUGGACCAGAGCUGGAUUCUGAUGGAACUGCCAAGAUGUUCAUGUCCAGAAUCCUGGAUUUUCAGAAGACAAGAUAUGCCAGGUUUAUGAAUCACAGGGUCCCGUCCAACCGGAGAUACCAGCCAACGGAGUAUGAGCACGCAGCGAACUGUGCCACGCACGCCUUCUGGAUCAUCCCCAGCAUACUGGGCAGCUCCAUCCUCUACAUCCUCUCAGAUGACCACUGGGAGACCAUCUCAGCCUGGAUAUAUGGGUUUGGCUUGUCUGGCCUCUUCACUGUCUCCACCAUCUUUCACACCAUCUCCUGGAAGAAGAGACACCUCAGAACAGUGGAGCACUGCCUGCAUAUGUUUGACCGGAUGGUGAUCUACUUCUUCAUAGCAGCAUCGUAUGCCCCCUGGGAAGCUGUGGUUUUAAAGCAUUCGAUUAAACCAUUCCCUCGGUGCUCUGCCGCCACUGAGCCUGUCUUUCUCCCUCACAGGUACAAGCUGGUGGAGCUGGUGUGCUACGUUAUCAUGGGAUUCUUCCCCGCCCUAGUGAUCCUUUCGAUGCCGAACCGAGAUGGCCUCUUGGAGCUGAUGGCUGGUGGGCUUUUUUACUGCCUGGGCACGGUGUUCUUCAAGAGCGACGGACGCAUCCCCUUUGCCCAUGCCAUCUGGCACCUCUUCGUGGCAACCGGAGCGGGCAUCCACUACUAUGCCAUUUGGCGGUACCUCUACCGGCCCGACGCGCUGGAGGCCAAGACGUCCAGAUAAGAGCCCCAAUGACACGGGACACGCAAAUCGGCACUUGGGGACAGAUUUCCCAAGGAGCUUGGCUCUGAUUCCUGCCGGAAAGCCAUUCCCAGGGCCCGCUCCCCUGAUGGGAGGGAGUCACUGGUGUCCGUCUCCAGCCAAUCUCACGCAG